UCCACGCAUAUAUAUAGUCCCCGGGUUAAGAACGCCCGUUUACAGACGAUUCAUCGUUAGAGUGGACCUAUUAUAGCAAAAUUUGAGUUAAAUACACAAUGAUUCGAGUGGAAAAGGACUGCUCCCUGGGCCUCAUCAUGGAUCCUGCGGCGUCACAAAUCCACCCCGUUGCUUCCAAGAGGAAUGCCCACAUCCUUGUAGGGGUAACGGGGAGCGUAGCUGCGUUAAAGUUGCCUCUUCUGGUGGCAGAGCUUCUGAAGAUACCUGGACUGGAAGUUCAGGUGGUGACUACAGAGAAUGCAAAACACUUCUAUAAUCCUGAAGAGAUUCCCGUAAGAAUCUACAGUGACUCCGAUGAGUGGCAGAUGUGGAAAAAGCGCACCGAUCCUGUGCUACAUAUUGACUUGAGGCGUUGGGCUGACCUCUUGUUGGUGGCUCCUCUGGAUGCGAAUACCCUUGCCAAAAUUGCAAAUGGCAUUUGUGACAACUUACUGACGUGUGUCAUCCGUGCCUGGGACCUGAGCAAACCCUUGUUCUUCUGUCCUGCCAUGAACACGUUUAUGUGGGAGCACCCCAUCACAGCUCGGCAGGUGGAGCAGCUGAAAGAAUUUGGCUACAUAGAGGUUCCUUGUACAGUGAAGAAACUGGUUUGUGGGGAUGAAGGCCGAGGCGCCAUGGCAGAAAUUUCAACCAUUGUGGAAAAAGCAAAGGCGAUACUGUUGGAAUGGGGCCUGCUGAAGCUGAGUUGAUUAGAAGAUUCAGGAGUUGCAGCAUCGCUACGGUUGAACGACAAAGGGAGCUUGAUUUGCUGCUGAACAAUCCAGCGCAUGCUGCAUGAAGGUGCCGCCACAGGGGGAAGGCGGUGUUGCUUCUGUACCCGACCUCUUGCAAGCCUGGACAAGAGUUUCAUCAUGGUCCUUAUUAUCAGCCAGCAGAUGCAGUUCCCCAGCGGCUCUGCUUUUGUUGUUCCUUAUUUGCCAAGAGAAGGAUAUGGAGCUCUUUAAAAGGCUGCCCCGGGGAACGCUUGGGCGCUGUUUUGAUUAUUGUUUUUCGUCAGCCUCUGGUGUUUUCUCCUAACGGGCCAUGGGCUGAAUUAAUUUCACCCAGGUUUAUUAGUGGAAAGAAAGUUAUCCCUGUAGGCUGUGUGGUGAGCAAUAGAAAAGCGUCAGAAUCUCUCCCUGCUAUUAAAGAUGACCUGCUUGGCGAUGUAGGUGUGCCACAGAUCUUUGUGAAACUGUAACCCAGUGGUUGUUAUUGUCAUCACUGCUCCCUCAAUGUCCAGUGUUCAGUGUAAAUGUCAAAGCAGCACCACUGAAGCACAAGACAGAGGUAUUGGCAAGCUUGGGUGAACACCAACAUUUUCAGAAAAUAUUUUGCGGAUGUAGAGAGAAUAGUCAGGGGAGUGGAGACCCCAAAACCUCUGGGGGAAGACUGAGCAUGCUCAGUAGUCAUAGAGUGGUGACUGACUAGAGGGGAUGAAGUUGCUAAAAGGUGGAAGAGGAUGUAUUCCGUUUGUGAAUAUUUUGCGGCAGGACUCUCUUGUUACUUUCCAAAAUUAAUUUAGGUUGGGUGUUACCAUAACUGUACCAUAAAUAUUACAUUUUUGCUGGCUUCUUUGUGGCCAAUAUGUGUCCAACCUGUUUUGCAAUCCUAGGUUUAAGUGUUAGGUCCGGAAGUUGCAUAGGUUACA
Messenger RNA from Python bivittatus (Burmese python), 1690 nucleotides. RefSeq names its product phosphopantothenoylcysteine decarboxylase (gene PPCDC). Gene Ontology annotation, biological process: coenzyme A biosynthetic process. The record is from RefSeq and is a predicted model, not a curated record. Gene Ontology annotation, cellular component: phosphopantothenoylcysteine decarboxylase complex. Lineage: Eukaryota; Metazoa; Chordata; Lepidosauria; Squamata; Pythonidae. Gene Ontology annotation, molecular function: FMN binding; phosphopantothenoylcysteine decarboxylase activity.